This is a messenger RNA of Cydia amplana, 1458 nucleotides long. RefSeq names its product cysteine desulfurase, mitochondrial (gene Nfs1). Gene Ontology annotation, molecular function: pyridoxal phosphate binding; cysteine desulfurase activity. NCBI's taxonomy places the organism in Eukaryota, Metazoa, Arthropoda, Insecta, Lepidoptera, Tortricidae. Gene Ontology annotation, cellular component: cytosol; nucleus; mitochondrion. The transcript has 9 exons. Gene Ontology annotation, biological process: [2Fe-2S] cluster assembly. The coding region runs from base 79 to 1446 and encodes 455 amino acids. The record is from RefSeq and is a predicted model, not a curated record.
AUUGACAUUUCGUAGAGCGCAUUUGAAGAUUUGUUGCGACUUGCGGCGUACUAAAAAAUACAUAAAAAAAAUAGAAAAAUGUUUCGCUUAUCAAAAAGCGUUAUAACAUUACUCUCAAAAACUACAAAAAUAUCUGCACCGCAAGACACUGGGAUUUUACUGUGUACACACCACGGAGCCCUAAAGUUUCUCAGUACAGAUAUUAACGAUAAAUUUUCCCUGAAACAUGAAGAGGUUGGCCGGCCCCUUUACUUCGACGCUCAAGCAACAACACCUGUCGACCCUCGAGUACUUGACGUGAUGAUGCCUUACUUUGUAGGACAGCAUGGCAAUCCACAUUCUAGGACUCACGCGUACGGUUGGGAGAGUGAAGCAGCCGUGGAAAAAGCUAGAGAACAAAUAGCAAAUCUAAUCAGAGCUGAUCCCAAGGAAAUUAUAUUUACCUCAGGAGCAACAGAGUCUAAUAAUAUAUCUGUAAAAGGAGUUGCUAGGUUUUAUGCGCCCAGGAAAAAGCAUAUUGUUACUACUCAAAUUGAACAUAAAUGUGUACUGGACUCAUGCAGAGCACUAGAAGGAGAGGGCUUCAAGAUUACAUAUCUGCCGGUGGGAGCCAAUGGCAUUAUUGACCUAAAAGAAUUGGAAGCUGCACUCACACCUGAAACUAGUCUUGUUUCAAUAAUGACUGUCAACAAUGAAAUAGGUGUAAAACAGCCUAUAGCUGACAUUGGAGCGCUCUGCAAAAGCAAAAAGAUAUUCUUCCACACAGACGCAGCACAGGCUGUGGGCAAGGUCCCUCUGGAUGUUAACAAGAUGAACAUUGAUUUAAUGUCAAUUUCCGGCCACAAAAUAUACGGACCCAAAGGUGUAGGGGCGCUGUACAUUCGGCGUAGGCCGCGAGUACGAGUAGAGCCUAUACAGAGUGGAGGGGGGCAAGAAAGAGGAAUGAGGAGUGGCACAGUACCUACACCUCUUGUUGUUGGAUUAGGCGCCGCUUGUGAACUGGCCGAGCGUGAGAUGGCAUAUGACCACGCCUGGAUGGAAACACUCUCACAAAGAUUCCUGGACAAGAUUUACUCAAAACUCUCACAUGUCAUCAGAAAUGGGGACCCAGAACAAUCUUAUCAUGGAUGUAUCAAUUUGUCAUUUGCUUAUGUUGAAGGCGAAUCUUUGUUGAUGGCUCUAAAAGACGUGGCACUGUCAAGUGGCUCGGCGUGCACAUCAGCUUCUUUAGAACCUUCUUAUGUGUUGAGAGCUAUUGGAACAGACGAAGAUUUAGCACACAGUUCAAUCAGAUUCGGAUUAGGAAGAUUCACAACGAUCGCCGAAGUAGACUACACGGCAGAGAAGACGAUUAGGCACGUGGAGCGGCUCCGAGAGAUGAGCCCGCUCUGGGAGAUGGUGCAAGAGGGAGUGGACAUCAAAAACAUACAGUGGUCGCAGCACUAAUUGUACCGGUCG